Coregonus clupeaformis (lake whitefish) is the source of this 5256-nucleotide messenger RNA. It is a transcript of the gene agtpbp1, whose product is annotated as ATP/GTP binding carboxypeptidase 1. The record is from RefSeq and is a predicted model, not a curated record. Gene Ontology annotation, biological process: proteolysis; C-terminal protein deglutamylation; protein side chain deglutamylation. The coding region runs from base 586 to 4224 and encodes 1212 amino acids. Gene Ontology annotation, molecular function: zinc ion binding; metallocarboxypeptidase activity. The transcript is spliced from 27 exons. NCBI's taxonomy places the organism in Eukaryota, Metazoa, Chordata, Actinopteri, Salmoniformes, Salmonidae.
UAAUGGUGUAUGAUGUUUGAUCCGCGUUUAUGACCAGCAUUCAUUUGUACCGCGUUCACAUGCUAGUCGGAAUUAGGAAACUCUGAAAUGUCCGACUUGCUAACUGGAUGUAGUUAUACAAGUCCCGCGUUCAACGAACCAGCAAGUCGGAAAUGUCCGAGUUUAUUCGUUCUAACUAGCAUUUGAACGCAGCAUCAGAGCUGCUCCUAGUCAUAAUUUGCGUCCGGUAUAAAAACACAUUCGCAUUCUCGCGUUGUUCACACCUCCUGGCAGUUCUUUUUGACAUUGAGGUAGUUCUAUUAAUGCCCCGGGUGAAGCGGGUUAGCGUUGAUUGCAUUCGUUUUGGAACCGGGCUGCCUGCCGGGUUUCAGCCAGGUGACCUGUUAUGGCCGACGGCGAAGUCGGAUCAAAACAAAAGAGAUGUUUGUUAAGCACGUGGAUGAGUACCAUCAAAGACUGUGUAUUAUAUUGACAAGAUAGUCAAGUGACCGCUCUAACGAUGGAAAUACAUGUCCUCAAUUAUGGAAGGCAGGCGGGAGGAGGCGAGAUCAGUUGAUGUGAAAUGUUGACGUGUGUGAGGAAAAAAUGAAUAAGCCCAAAAUGACUACUGAUAAAGGCGUUCCCAGUAACUCCAGGGUGCUGAUGUUGUUGGGCCAGCUGGAGAAGCUGAACGGGGAGUCCAUGCUGGCGGACCCUGAGAUCACCAGGCAGAUCACUGCCAAGAUCCUCCACCUCAUCCAGACACAGGAGAAGACACGGAAGGACAUCAUGUCCAAGGGCUCCAGUGGCAUGGAGGUAAUCCUGGCAACUUUGGAGAACACAAGGGAUCUGCAAACUAUCCUGAACAUUCUGUACAUUCUGAAUGAGCUGUUAACCGUGGGUGGGGGGCGCAGGAUUGGAGUGUUUGUGUCCAAGGGUGGCACAGGCAUCUUGCUGCAGUUGGUCCUUAGUGCCAGUAAAGAGUCUCCCCCCAGUGAGGAGGUCAUGCUGCAGCUCCACUCAGUCCUGGCCAAGGUUGGACCAAAAGACAGGAAGUUUGGUGUGAAAGCCCGUCUGAACGGAGCUCUGAACGUCACUGUGAACCUGCUCAAACAAAACCUGCAGAACCACAAGCUGCUGCUGCCCUGUCUGCUGGUUCUACGAGUCUACUCCUCCAACUCUGUGAACGCUGUGUCCCUGGGGAAGAAUGGAGUGGUGGAGCUCAUGUUGAAAAUCAUCGGACCCUACAGCAAAAAGAACACCAGUCUGCUGAAAGUAUCCCUGGACACACUGGGGGCCUUGCUCAAAUCCAAGACCAACGCCCGGCGGGCGGUGGUCCAUGUGCCCGUCCUGCUGUACAUCUACCAGGACUGGCACCGUAACGACACGUUCCACCGCCACAUGCUCAUCCGCAAGGGCGUCCUGGGCUGCCUGAAGAACAUCACCAACAGCAAGCUGGGCCGCAAGGCCUUCAUCGAUGCUGACGGGAUGAGGAUCCUCUAUAACACCUCCACUGAGUGCCUGCCGGUGAGGACUCUGGACCCUCUGAUCAACACUUCCAGCCUUAUCAUGAGGAAGUGCUUCCCCAAGAACCGCCUCCCUCUGCCCACCAUCAAGAGUGUCUUCCACCACCAGCUGCUUCAUGUACCUGCAGGAGGGCCAGUCGCUCAGCUCUACAACCAGCCCCCGGGGGGAGUCCCCAUUUACCAGUUCUACACCAAGCCCCCAUGGGUGGAUGAUGUGGUGGACGAUAGCGACGAUAAUGAGGAUGCCGAGGCCGAGAACGACACGGAGAACGAGGAGGAGGAGAAGAACAACCACGCUGGGAAUGAUGACAUAGAAACGGACAUCAAUAAACUGCGACCCAAAGAGACCCAUAGCAGGCCGUUUGAAGAGCUGAAGAUCUAUGAGAGAUUCUUCAUGGAGCUCUCAGAGGAUUUCCAGGUGUUUAACUUUGACAACCCAAAGAGAGGUGUGACGGCCACCCCAGCAGCUCCCAAGUCUCACCGCCCCAUCAUCGUUCCCACCUCCCAGGCCCUGCCCCCGAAACACCCCACUGCUGCCAUCCUUCAGGGGGAGUGCCCCCAUCCGGCCCCAGUCCCUCGCCUGGACCUGGACACCAUCAACAUCACCAAGGACCAAGAUGGCUGCUGUGACCACACCCACACCCGACCCCACCCUGGGGCGGGGCUGGAGCAGGAGCUGGUGCAGGGGCUGGAACGGGUGUCCCUGGAUGGGGCUGGGCCUCGGGGAGGGGGUGGAGGAGGAGGGGUCAACAGGCACAAUAGACAGCCCCCCCUACUGGCUGGGGGUGUGGCUGCCCGACCGGGUGGAGGGGGACAGGAGAUGUUAGCGGAGGAGUGGGCUGAGGAGGAGGGAGGUGAGGGGGCAGUGCUGGAGGUGCCGGACACGGCCUUGCUCCUGCCGCUCCACGACCCUGACCUGUAUGUAGAGAUGGUGAAGAGCACGCGCUCUGUGCCACAGUACUCCGAGGUGGCAUACCCGGACUACUUUGGCCACGUGGCGCCCACCUUCCGAGAACACAUCCUGGAGAGGGUCUACGGCGUGCAGAGUCCUCUGCCCCCCUACAGGACUAAGAUCUUCCAGGACAUUGAGAGACUGAUCCACCCCAACGACAUCCUGGAUAAAGUGGUCUACGACUUGGACAUACAGAGUUGUCCAGUGGUUGACGACGGCGAAUCUCUGAAGUUCAACUCUCAGUUUGAGUCUGGCAACCUGAGGAAAGCAGUUCAAGUCAGAAAGUUUGAGUACGACCUGGUCCUAAACUCCGACAUCAAUAGUAACCACUACCACCAAUGGUUCUAUUUUGAGGUGAGCGGCAUGCGCGUGGGAGCCCCCUAUCGCUUCAACAUCAUCAACUGUGAAAAGUCCAACAGCCAGUUCAACUACGGUAUGCAGGUGCUGAUGUACUCUGUUCAGGAGGCCAUUAGCGGCAGGCCCCGUUGGAUUCGCACUGGAACGGACAUCUGUUACUACAAAAACCACUUCUCCAGGAGCUCGAUAGCAGCAGGCGGUCAGAAGGGAAAGUCCUACUACACCAUGACCUUCAGCAUGAUCUUCAACCACAAGGACGAUGUCUGCUACUUCGCUUACCACUACCCCUACACCUACUCUACUCUAAAGAUGCACCUGCAGAAGCUGGAGGCGCUGCGGACCCCUCAGAUCUACAUGCGCCAAGACGUCCUGUGUGAGACUCUGGGGGGAAACAGCUGCCCCCUUCUCACCAUCACCGCCAUGCCUGAGUCCACCAGCAACGACCAGAUCUGCCUGUUCAGGAACCGUCCGCUGGUGUUCCUGUCAGCGCGGGUGCACCCAGGGGAGACCAAUGCCAGCUGGGUGAUGAAGGGCACCCUGGAGUUUCUGAUGGGCAGCAGCCCCCUGGCACAGAGUCUCAGGGAGGCAUACAUCUUCAAGAUAGUCCCCAUGCUCAACCCUGACGGAGUGGUCAACGGCAAUCACCGUUGUUCUCUGAGCGGGGAGGAUCUGAACCGACAGUGGCAGAGCCCCAGUCCGGAGCUACAUCCCACCAUCUACCACACCAAGAGCCUGCUGCAGUACCUCGCUGCCAUCCAGAGGGCGCCACUGGUGUUCUGUGACUACCAUGGUCACUCCCGGAAGAAGAACGUGUUCAUGUACGGUUGCAGUUUGAAGGAGACCGUAUGGGAGACCAACAUCAGCGCAACAUCCUGUGAGCUACACGAAGACCUCGGUUAUAGGACUCUGCCUAAGAUCCUGUCCCAGAUGGCACCGGCUUUCAGCAUGGCCAGCUGUAGCUUUGUGGUGGAGCGCUCCAAGGAGGCCACGGCCCGCGUGGUGGUGUGGAGGGAGAUCGGAGUCCAGCGCAGCUACACAAUGGAGAGCACACUCUGCGGCUGUGACCAGGGCAAAUACAAGGGUCUUCAGAUAGGCACCAGAGAGCUGGAGGAGAUGGGAGCCCAGUUCUGUGUGGCUCUGCUCAGGCUGAAGAGACUGACUUCCCCCCUGGAGCUGAGGAAACGCGCACACCUGCUGGAUGUCGAGAGUGACCUUAUGGAGACACGCUGCAAAGUCUCCAGCAACCCGAGUACGUACGUGCUGGAGGAUGAAGAGCACACCUUCAUGGAGGAGGUGGACUACAGCGCCGAGAGUGGCGACGAAGCCGACAACGACCCCGACACCGCCGACCCUCACGACAACCACCUCUCCGACUCCGAGUCCAACAACCAUAGAGACUCACUCACCUAGCUCAAACCCCCUGAUCACUACCCAACCCCAACCAUUACUUAACACAUUCUUAACCCCCCCCCAGAUAUCCCCCUGUUUUUCUCUGAAGUCACUCACUCCUCUGGCCUUGGUGCAUCAUGGAUACCACAUCCAUGCUAUAUCUGCCUUGCAUAUCUCACACAGAUUUAGAUAGACUGUUCAGAAGUGUUACACAACGACUAGACACGUUAGACAAAUAACACACGUUAACAUAAGGGUUUUGGUGCAAUGUCGCCAUUUGUCAUGAAAACGACAAAAGUGUUACACAAAGAGAAUUUAUACAUCUCUAUUUACAUAUGUCUAUAUGUAGUUCUAUGGUUACACACAAGUUGAGAUGAAUGUACACCUUGGUCGUAUUUGCAUAAAUAGUACAGUAUGACUCAAUGACCUACUAAUAACAGUAGCGCACAAUUAGCAUACCAGAAAGGUAGCAAGCAAAGUAGAACCAUUUGCACAUGUAACACAACAUGCAUACCAUACGCAUGAACACAGAGGUACAGGACAGAAGAAAAGUCACUUUUACAAUCCUCACCUCACAGUAAAAGGUCAAAAGCUCAGCCCAAAACUGACGUUGAUGUUUUGGAACUAUUUUGCUCCGCUGAGAAGUACAUGUAUUUCUCUAGUCUGUCUGUAAGCUUAGUUGGUUGUCCGUACAGUGCAAUGGUACUGAGUUUUAGAAAGGAUGGUGCUUUCUGGGAGUAGCUUAGAGAUGCCUUUUUUUUUUUACUUGUCUUUUUUAAAAGUAGGUAUUACGUUUUGGUUUUGGUUGUGUCAGUGCAUGGCUAUUUUAAUGUUAUUUUUCGUAUUUAUUUUAUUUGUGAGACGCACCCCUUUGUGUGUGUGUGUGUGUUUGUUUAGUAGAGGGAAAUGCUAGACCACCAUAGAGCUUGGCAGCCAAACGCUCUGUUUGUGGGAGUAAAAAAAGCUAACUGGCUAAACCUUUUUAAUUCGAUUGUAACAAAUAAGUUAAAGCUUGCUAUGAAAUCAUGCUAAAUAAAUGUGAAUGUGAAAAUA